Molecule: messenger RNA, 3864 nt
Organism: Rhineura floridana
Lineage: Eukaryota; Metazoa; Chordata; Lepidosauria; Squamata; Rhineuridae
Gene: SPSB1
Product: splA/ryanodine receptor domain and SOCS box containing 1
Exons: 5
Coding region: 853-1674 (273 amino acids)
Biological process (GO): intracellular signal transduction; proteasome-mediated ubiquitin-dependent protein catabolic process
Cellular component (GO): SCF ubiquitin ligase complex
Molecular function (GO): protein binding
Source: RefSeq, a predicted model, not a curated record
GGUUCUAUUCCGAUGACAACGGUUUAAAUAAAAAUGACUCCCUGAGACACUGCUAAGAGACUACUAGAUUUUGGUGCAGUUUUGCUGGAUGCUUUGAAGAACUGGCACAACUUUGCCUAAGAGCGUCGCAGCUCUCUUGGAGGAGCUGAAUUCUGACCUGUCUUGAUCUCGUGUGGAUCUUUCUGGAGAAGCAAAUCUGCGUGUGUAUAUUUUGAUGAUCUUAACUCUGGUUUUCUCUCUUCCUCCACCCCCUCACCCCCCAUUUCCACUAACUCUUUGGAACCUUUUCCGCCAAGCACGGGUGGAAUGUGAAACUACCGAACUGCGGAUGAGUUUGUUUUCCUGCUAAUUUUACCAUUGCUACUCAUGAAUUACUGCAAGAGUUUCUGCUAGUCUGAAAUGAUUCUAUAAAAAAGAUUGUUGUUUGAAUGUCAUUCUGGAUGGUCCAUCAAGGGAUUUCCUGUGUAAAGACUCAAGAGUGCCUCUGAGCCACGUGUGGAGUAGAUUUUCCUUUCCCCUGAGCAGCUAAAAGCUCUUUCUCAAGGGUUAAGGUUACACAAGCAUAAAAACAAAUGAUGAAGUAAAAAGUAUUUAAAUACAACCCAUUUCGAAUACAAACGUGGUAGAGUGGUUUCUCACAUUUUGUGAAAUACAUCAGAGCAGCAGAGGAACUCAGUACACACACGCAGGGAAUACUGACCAGCAGUGGGAUCUCGGCACGGUGUCGUAGCAACCUCCCCAUCUCUGCCUCUCUUCCAUAAAAGCUUGAAUGACGACCGCGGCCAUCCGGAGCAAAGUCAAUUGAUGAGCCCGCCCCAGCUGUCUAUAAAUAGGUGACGGACGACGGUGAGGAUGGGUCAAAAAGUCACCGGUGGCAUAAAGACUGUGGAUAUGAGAGACCCGGCGUACAGGCCGCUGAAGCACGAGCUUCAAGGGCUGGACUACUGCAAACCAGCCCGUCUGGACCUGCUUCUGGAUAUGCCAUCCGUCCCCUACGAAGUCCAGUUGCUGCACUCAUGGAACAACAACGACCGGUCACUCAACGUCUUCGUAAAGGAGGACGACAAGCUCAUAUUUCACCGGCAUCCGGUGGCCCAGAGCACAGAUGCAAUCAGGGGCAAGGUUGGCUACACGCGGGGGCUCCACGUCUGGCAGAUCACCUGGGCAAUGAGGCAGCGGGGCACGCACGCAGUGGUGGGCGUGGCCACAGCGGAUGCCCCCCUGCACUCGGUUGGCUACACUACGCUUGUCGGGAACAACCAUGAGUCUUGGGGAUGGGACCUUGGGCGGAACCGGCUGUACCACGAUGGGAAGAACCAGCCCAGCAAAACCUACCCAGCGUUCUUGGAGCCCGAUGAGACUUUCAUCGUGCCGGACUCAUUUUUGGUGGUGCUGGACAUGGAUGAAGGGACCUUGAGUUUCAUUGUUGACGGGCAGUACAUGGGGGUUGCUUUUCGAGGACUCAAAGGGAAAAAACUGUACCCGGUUGUGAGUGCCGUGUGGGGCCACUGUGAAAUUAGGAUGCGUUACUUGAAUGGGCUUGACCCUGAACCCUUGCCUCUGAUGGACCUCUGCCGCCGUUCUGUGCGCCUUGCUUUGGGCAAGGAUCGUUUGAACAAGAUCCAUGCACUCCCCCUGCCAGAAUCCCUGAAGGGCUACCUUCUCUAUCAAUGACCCCCAUCUAGGGGGGUUGGGAAGGACAGGCUCUCGCAAGAAGCAAAAGAGAGGUGUGGAUGAAUUGGCUGUGGCAUCUCUGGAGAAGGAUCAUCUUGGUUCCAUAUACAUAUAUACAUAUACGCACACUCACUCUCUUAAUUUGCUUCAGUAGAUCCUGGCUUGAGUCCACUCCCUGUCACUAUGCCAGAUGUGGGCGGUGGGAAUGCAAAAAGCCUUAAAAGAACCCAUUCUACUUAGAAGGCACGUUCUACCCUCCAGAGAUCGGAACACAUCAACAUGAUGGAAUUAAAGGUACCAGGUGCUAAGACUGGGGUACAAGAUGGCUGACCAUAGACCUAAGGAUGUAAUUUUUUAUUUUUACUAUUUUUUAAAAAAAACAACCUGCCACACAGUUCUUCGGUGAGAAGACCACGACACUAAAAACAUUGCUCCAUGUGGACACGUGUUUAGGCAAUACUGGAAUAAGCAGCCAUUGUGGAUGUCAAAGAAGCAUCUUGCCCUGUGUCCGAAUUCUGUUCUCUUUAUUUUUGAUGUUGUGUUGGUCUCCGUUGAUGCUUGAUCAGAGGCCAUCGGGGUCACUCGAAUCACUUUUCUGGGAAUUCACUUGAACCUGUCGCUUGGGAGUUGGAGUUGCAGGUGGGUGGCAGAGGUUAGCCUGGGAUAAAGGUCCUGUAACGCAGAGCUGAAGAGCUGGUGUGCCCCCAGAUGAUGUGGACUGCAGCUUCCAUCAGGCCUGACCCUUGGCCAGCCGGGCUGCCGGGAGCCCCAACAACAGCCAGAGGGCUGCCUCUUCCCCCUGCUGUAACAGCACAAGAGCUCAGCCUGCAUGGGGCAUGGUUGUGAGUGAUGAAGUCUUGGGAAUUUGCUCUCCUAGACUGCCUUGCCUUGAGUCCUUUGGUGUAGCCCAACCUUUGGGUGCCCAGAUGUUGCUGGACUACCAACUCCAAUCAGCCCCAGCCGGCAUGGCCAAUAGCCAGGAAUGAUAGGAACAGUAAUUCAGCAACAUCUGGGGACCCAAAGGUUGGGAAAGGCUGCCGUGGCCCAAUCUGUUUCCUGUUCGUAGCUUAAUCUUGGUUUAGUUCAGUCUCAGUGCAGUUCCCCACCCCAGUAGUCCUUUCAGGCCCUUUGCUUUGACCUUCGAUAUGGGCUUAAAACAGGGUUGGCUAACUUGGGGCCCUCCAGAUGUUGGAUUCCAAAGUUAUGGGUCAGCCUGCAAGGUGUAACAAAUCCCUUGGAUUUGAGAUUGAAACUCAGUGGCUGGUCCUCUGCUCCACUGUUCUUCAACUGUGGGUCCCCAGAUGCUGUUGGACUACAAUUCCCAUCCUCCUUGGCCAUUGGCUACGCUGGCUGGGGUUGAUGGGAGAUGUAGGCCAACACCUGGGGACCUAAGGUUCCCUUAAGCUUAGCUUGGUACAGGGUAGGAAGUGCAAAUGUGAACACUACGGUCCUUGAAGGCUCAGUCUGAGUACGUGCCGCAUAUCUGGAAGCAUGCAAGGUUUUGGUCUGGAAGUGCAAAGGUCCUCCUUUACCCAAGCAAUCCGAGAGCCUUGCCCAAAAGCUCCUUACCUGUCUUCACGGAGGGGGUGAUUUGCACAUAUUUUCUUUUCUUACAGGAGAGGAAAAUAAAUCUUUGUUUUCCUCCUCCCACCAUAUUUGUGUAGGGUGUGUUCUGUAUAGGUACAAAUGAGCUUAUUUGUUAGAAAAUGUUAAUAUAUAUAUAUGUAUAUAUAUUGUAUGGAAAAGGACCGUUUGGGUUUUUUAAGAAAUGCUGCUGUAGGGUUUUUUAAAAUGAAGAAAAAAGCCUAGUUUUUAAAAAUGCACACAACUGGUGCCAAGAUCGGAUUUGGGAGGAGAACUUGACCUGCUUCCCUUUUUUAAAAAUAAAUAGAAUGAACUGUUACAAGUGGAACACUUUUUUUGUAAUUGCACAGAGAAUUUUAAUGUGUACAGAGCCGAGCAUUUUUAAAUUGCCUUCAGUCCUAUUUGUCUUUCCCGCUGACCCUGGGAAUUAACCACAUUGCCUCUUUCUGUUCCUGCGUAGAUAUUUUUCUUUUUACCCACCCACCCUUUCAUGUCCUGUUUAAACCUUUUUGGUGUACAUUUUUUUAAAUCUCUCACUAGUUCUCCCCCCCUUGACUGUAGAUAAUCAGUAACCAAAUUUAAAAAUAAAAGUUUAUUAAAUAUUGA